AGAAUCCGCCCACAGAAUAAAAACAAAGGACGCGCACUUGUCAACAAACACAGACGCUGAUGGAAACGCGCGCCCACAAAGCAUAAAGGGAAGGGACGCCCACCACCAACUCAUCCAUCAAAUCAACUAAACAUGUCUGGACGCGGAAAAGGAGGAAAAGGAUUGGGCAAGGGAGGAGCAAAGCGUCACCGCAAAAUUCUGCGUGACAACAUCCAGGGUAUCACCAAGCCUGCAAUCCGUCGUCUCGCUCGUCGUGGCGGUGUCAAGCGUAUCUCCGGUCUCAUCUACGAGGAGACACGCGGUGUCCUCAAGACCUUCCUCGAGGGUGUCAUUCGUGAUGCAGUCACCUACACUGAGCACGCCAAGCGCAAGACCGUCACCUCGCUCGAUGUUGUCUAUGCCUUGAAGAGGCAGGGCCGCACCAUCUACGGAUUCGGUGGUUAAACAACCCCUUCAACGAAGUCUAUGGCUUUAUCUUUUUGGGCCUUGUACAUACACACAGUCAUACCCUGAAACCAAUCCAUUGUCUGUACUCUUGUCUUUCCUUCUCCCUUGAUCUU
Molecule: messenger RNA, 560 nt
Organism: Protomyces lactucae-debilis
Lineage: Eukaryota; Fungi; Ascomycota; Taphrinomycetes; Taphrinales; Protomycetaceae
Product: histone-fold-containing protein
Exons: 2
Coding region: 133-444 (103 amino acids)
Biological process (GO): nucleosome assembly
Cellular component (GO): nucleosome
Molecular function (GO): protein heterodimerization activity; DNA binding; structural constituent of chromatin
Source: RefSeq, a predicted model, not a curated record